AUGGAACUGCCGCCGCCGCUGGUGCCGGGCCGCGCCGUACUCGACGCCAUCUGCGCCGACGAGGGCCUGCCCGUCAACGCCGUCCGCAUCUUCGUGGCCCUCGCAGCCUGCUGCGCAGUCGCGCCGCUCUACCACGUGCUGCCGUCGGCGCCGCUGCGUCACGUGGCCAACAUUGCGCUGGGCCUCGCCGUCGGCUGGUUUGUCUUUGAUUACAUGCUCGUGCACUCGGUGCUGGCGAUCGCGAUCACGUACAUGCUCAUGCUCGUGGCGCCUCGCGCGAUCGUUGGCCGCCUCGUGGGAGUCGUCUUGUUUGCCUACUUGAUCGGGUGCCACUACUACCGCGAGCACUACGAGCCCGACUUGGUCUGGGACUCUGCGCAAAUGGUGCUCACGAUGAAGCUCACGGGCCUUGCGCUGAGCUACAGCGACGGCGCGCUGCCGGACGAUAUCAAGACGCCGGCCAUGCUGCGCAACCAGCUGCGUGAGAUCCCAUCGCUGCUCGAGCUUCUCGGCUUCAUCUACUUUUUCCCAACGUUCCUCGUCGGUCCUGGUUUUGAGUUUCACGAGUACCUUGCGUGGGCGACGACCCAUCGCGUCGCGCCGUGGACCGUCCACGUCAAGAACCUGCUUUCGGCCAUCAUGUGCAUUGGUCUCUUCUUCGUCUCGGACAACUUUCCGAUCGAUGCGAUUGACGCGCCGACGUUCUACCCGGAGCUGCCGUUCGUCGCGCGCUGCCUCUUGCAGUGUCUCUCGGUCGCCCUGUACCGCUUCCGCUUUUACAUGGUCUGGUCGCUCGCCGAGCUCGGCGGCGCCUUGGCCGGCUACGGCUACUCGACCGAGCGCAACCAAUGGGACGGCUUGACGAACAACAACAUCCUCUUUGUGGAGCUCCCCGUCAACAUGCGCGUCGCAAUCAAUGGCUGGAACAUCAAGGUCGCGCUGUGGCUCAACACUUAUGUCUACCAGCGCGUGGCGCUGCGCAAGGGCAAGCCGACCGCGUUCUCGACGCUGGCGUCGUUCAUGGUCAGCGCCCUCUGGCACGGCCUCGCGCCGGGCUACUACAUUUUCUUCAUCAUGGGCGCCUUGUACAUUGAAGUCGCCAAGCACAUUCGCCGGCGCUACCGCCCGCUCUUCCACUACAGCGAAGACCGCAACGCGCAUCCGCACGCGGUCUUUCUCGAGUACUUUUCGCCCGCGAAGGCGCACCCGCUUGCGAUUGUGUACGAUCUCGGCGGCAUGGUGUGCACGUGGGUCGCCAUGCAAUAUGCUGGCAUUGCGUUUGAAAUUCUGGACCUGCCGCGCUGCGUGCGCAUCUGGAGCUCGUGGUACUUUGCACCGCCGGUCGUCGUCGUCGUCUUGCUGGCCUACUUUACUCUGACCACGCCGCGCCGCGCCGCCAAGGACAAGAAGACCGACUAG
Messenger RNA from Saprolegnia parasitica CBS 223.65, 1419 nucleotides. RefSeq lists its product as hypothetical. Gene Ontology annotation, molecular function: acyltransferase activity. Gene Ontology annotation, cellular component: membrane. NCBI's taxonomy places the organism in Eukaryota, Oomycota, Saprolegniomycetes, Saprolegniales, Saprolegniaceae. Gene Ontology annotation, biological process: lipid modification. Bases 1 to 1419 code for a protein of 472 amino acids. The transcript is spliced from 9 exons. The record is from RefSeq and is a predicted model, not a curated record.